This is a messenger RNA of Zootoca vivipara (common lizard), 6188 nucleotides long. Lineage: Eukaryota; Metazoa; Chordata; Lepidosauria; Squamata; Lacertidae. The record is from RefSeq and is a predicted model, not a curated record.
UUUGAGGGGGGUCUUUUUGAGGGGGGUGGGCACGAGCUCUCUAAACCGUUAAGUUGGGCCAAGGAAAUAUUGGGGAGAGAAUGUCUCUCCCCUCCCCCAUUUUCAAAACCACCGGGGCGUGUGUUUUCACCUUCUUUUUUUCAUUUGUGUGUGUGUGUGUGCAAUAAAACUGCUGGCACAUUUGCAAAGCUAAGCGAGGUUCUGUAUGGUUUCAAAUUGGAUGUUGUUGGGGGGGGGGGGCGACCAUAGGUUGAGAUUCCUGCAUUGCAGGGGGUUGAACUAGAUGACUUUCGGGGUCCCUUCCAACUCUCAUAGUUAGAUCCUAUGAUUCAGAGCCUCUGCAAAUGGGCAGGUGGAUGUCAGGAGAGCCACCUUAGAGAGGACUGCCCCCCCACUAUUUUGGGGGUGUUUGGGAGCUGAGUUUGAAGUUAGGGCUAUAUGCCACCCCCAGUUUCCCAACGAAACCCCCUUCAUUGGAGUGUUGUUUGAAUGUGGUGAGCUGGCCAACACCUACCCCCUCCACAAAUUUUAGGUCGGGUGAAGAAAUCGGGACGAGGGAGCCCCCCCAUCUCCCCUCCCCUUUGCUGACAAUUUUGAGAUAAAAAAAGAGGUGAGAAAGUGCACCCAAAGUAAGUGACAACCGCUUUCUUUCUCCUCCACCCCAGGGCGAGGAGGAGAGACUGAAGGCAAAACCCACCGCGCUCCUUUUAUUCCUUAUUUUGGGAUCAAACUCCCCAGUUUUGUUGCAAAGGGUGCUUGGAGACAGAAGUGCCAUAGUGUGAGAUUUGCUGCUCCUUCAGGUGUCAACUUUCCCUUUGAUCCCUUUCCCUGUUUGGUUUUUAACUUUUAUCCAACCCUCUGAGCGAGGAGAGUUUUCAGAGGCUCCUCCCAUAGCGGAUGACACAGACCUCGUUUGUUUCUUUCCUUCUCGGAAGCCAGGAGGCUGCUGCCUUCACCUCCAUUCUCCUCUUCCCUUUCCCCCCGCUCCUCUACAGGGGUGAAGGAACUGAACUUGGCUGCCCAGGGUCUGUGGGCUCCCUAGCCCUUCCUUCCGGCGGGUUCCUCGGCUUCUCCUUGGCUCCGUGCCCUUGCUAUGGAAGAUGUGCUUCCUUCCGCAGUGCUGGAGAUCUGCCUGUUGGUCGGCGUCCCUAGAGAAAGGGCGAAGGAAAUUUACCAGGUUGCUCAAAGACAUGACCCAAGAAGCACCCCUCCCUUCGAACCAGAAGUUCUUUCUGUUUUUGUCCCUCCAUUCAUCAGCAGAGAGGAGUUGCAAACCACAAAUAUAAAUAGUAAUGCAUUCAAUAAAGGGAAACGGCGUUCUUUUCGGAAAAAGAAAGAGAAAUCCAAGAUUGACACUGCGAGAGUUCUGAAUGGAGCCCAUAAAAUUCCAGAGACUGAAGAUAUUACCAUCCCUAUAGACAUUGACCUUAACGGAUUGCCACAGCUUUGCUUUCCAGGUGGAUUUAAUAUAGCGUUGGAAUCCACGGAAGACCGCAUCCAUUUCCUUGUUUUCACCGACGUCUGUGGUAACAGAACGUAUGGUGUUGUCGCACAGUAUCACCGGCCUAUGCAAGAUGCUCACAUCUUCUAUAACGGGCAAGCUUCUUGGGAAACGGCAAAGAGCUCUAGAUCUGCUUCCUACUUUGUGCCAUUUGCAGUGUGCGUCAUAUCUAGGUAUCCCUACUUCAAUGCCCUCAAAGACUGUCUGUCUUGCUUAUUGGCACAGUUGAAGUCUUACAAGGAAUUAGAUGUUGAUAACUAUAUAAAAGAAUUCGCUGCCAAACUUUGUUUAAUCCCCACUCCUCCUCCAGGACCUCUGCACUUGAUAUUUAAUAUGAAGCCUCUCCAGGUAAUAUUUCCAUCUCAGGAGGAUCCUGACAGCCCGCUUAUCGAUCUGGAUCUACACCUUCCCUUCCUAUGCUUCAAACCAGAACAGGUGUUACAGAUCAUAACCUGCAUUUUAACAGAGCGGAAGAUUGUUUUAUUUUCCUCUGACUGGGCAUUGCUGACGCUCAUAUCUGAAUGCUUCAUGAUGUACAUCCACCCUAUUCAGUGGCAGCACACUUUUGUACCCAUUCUGUCUCGUCAGAUGUUGGAUUUUGUCAUGGCCCCUACAUCCUUCCUCAUGGGAUGCCACAUUGAUCACUUUGGAGAGGUUUGCAAGGAAGCCGAUGACUUAAUUCUAGUUAACAUCGAUAAUGGCGAUAUCGCGCAAUCCCAGUCAUCGGAAGAGGAGUCUGAAAUUCCAGAUAUCCCACUGGAGGCGGCAAACAUCUUCAUAGCAAGGGUUGAAAAUCUUCAGCUGCACUACGACCUGGAGCUCUCCCACCUUGCUUCCUGCGCAGACCUUGGUGAAGUUCAGUUGCGAAGGAGGAUUUGGCAGCAGAGGCUGAAUUCUGAAAUUCAGCAGAUUACUCUGCAGUUAAUAGUCAAUAUUUUUAGGGAGGUGAAAGAUCAUCUGAAUUAUGAGCACAGAGUAUUUAAUAGUGAAGAAUUUAUGAAAACGAGAGCAGUGUGUGACCAGCAGUUUUACAAAAAGGUGCUGGAAACCUAUAUGUUUCACUUUUUCCUUAAAGCUCGCCUUAACAGAAGGAUGGAUGCCUUUGCUCGCCUAGAGCUGAGCACUGAAGCUGAGAUAGACAGGUUAACUUCAGUACUCAGCCCAAGGAGGCCAACCAUGGAAAAAGUAAUUUCAAGAAGGUUUAAUCCUCAGUACAUGAUGAGCAGGCGAAUGGGAUUGAGUUUGCCUAAUCUGCAAGAGAUCGCGCCAAAGGAUGGCCCGACAAGGAAUUCCUCUCUUCGGCGUUUAGACAUGAAGCAAGCUACGAGAUCAACCUCUAAGUCAGUGACUACUUUCAAGAUCCCAGAAAUCCACUUUCCUCUUCUGAGCCAGUGUGUCUUUUCUUACUACCUUGAUUUUUAUACUCAUCUCACCAGAGCUAUAAAUAUUUCAUCUCCCGAUAACUCUGCGCUUCUGGCAAGGUAUUUCUACCUCCGGGGACUUAUUGGUUUGAUGCAAGGAAAGCUUCUGAAUGCGCUUUUGGACUUCCAGAACCUUUAUAAGACAGACAUAAGGAUAUUUCCCACAGACCUUGUGAGGAAAGUGGUGGAAAACCUUCCUCCUUCUGAACGUUCCCAAGCGGAUCAGAAGCCAGAGCUGAAGAGGCUGAUAAGUCAAGUGAUGGAUAACCAAAGGGAAAUAAGCAAAGUAGACGACCGUGUGAAAAAAUUCCAGUUGCCGAAAACGCACAUGCAGCUGGAUGACUUUGUGAAGCGCGUUCAAGAAUCUGGCAUUGUCAAAGACACAGACACGAUUCAUCGGCUGUUUGAUGCACUGACAGUAGGACAUCAGAAACAAAUAGACCCGGAAACAUUUAAGGACUUUUACACCUACUGGAAGGAAACGGAAGCAGAGGCACAAGAAGUAAACCUGCCCCCCAGUGUAAUAGAACGCUUAGACAAAAACGAAUGUGUCUACAAGUUGUCGUCCUCUGUUAAAACGAACAAAGGAGUUGGAAAAAUAGCCAUGACUCAGAAGCGCCUGUUCCUUCUGACUGAAGGAGUUCGGCCUGGCUAUCAAGAGAUUGCAACUUUCAGGGACAUAGAGGAAGUGAAGAGUACGACAGUUGCUUUCCUGCUUCUCCGGAUUCCCACCCUAAAGAUAAAAGCCAUGUCCAAAAAGGAGGUUUUCGAAGCAAAUCUUAAAUCUGAAUGUGAUCUGUGGCACUUGAUGGUGAAAGAGAUGUGGGCUGGGAAGAAAAUGGCAGAUGAUCACAAGGACCCUCAAUAUAUUCAACAAGCACUUACGAACGUUCUUCUGAUGGAUGCAGUCGUGGGUGUGUUGCAGUCCUCUAAGAUCAUUUAUGCUGCUUCCAAACUAUCUUACUUUGACAAGAUGAAGAAUGAAGUCCCCAUGAUGGUCCCCAAAACAACGAGAGAAACGCUCAAGCACAAGAUUAAUCCAUCAGCUGGGGAAACUUUCCCACAAGCAGUAGAAGUCUUACUUUACACACCAGGGCAACUUGAUCCAGCAGAAAAGCAUGGGGAUGCCCACCCAAAAUUAUGGUGUGCCUUAAAUGAGGGGAAGGUGGUUGUGUUCGAUGCAUCGACGUGGUCCAUACAGCACUAUCUUAAAGUAGGAAACUCUAAACUGAAUUGUAUGGUAAUGGCAGAACAAAGCCAAGUCUGGAUCGGUUCUCAGGACUCCAUUAUCUAUUUGAUCAACACCCACAGCAUGUCUUGCAAUAAGCAGCUGAACGACCAUCGCUCUGAAGUUGUGGACAUCAUUGUGGAAAACGGAGACGGCAUCUCCAGUGAGGCCUAUUCUUGCAGCGUGGACGGAACAGUGAUUAUGUGGAACAUCAGCACCUUGAAAGUGAACCGCAGAUUCCAGCUGCCCUGCGAAACUCUGACUGCUAUCCAAUUCCACAGUAACAGGCUUUGGUGCUGUAUAGGGAGCUGUAUUCUUGUCGUCUCAACAAAUGGUGUUAUUCGGCAAAAGGUACAAAUGGAAGACAACACGAGAGCUAUGCCCUUCCUCUGUUUCCAGUUGUUCCCUGAGAGUGACCAAGUGUUGGCAUCAUGUUCAGCGAGCACUGAAUUGUAUUUCUGGAACAUGACUGAUCUCUCGACGCCCUCUCAAAAGAUCAGCCUGCAAGACUGCUCAGAGAUCACAUGUAUGAUGAAAGUUAAAAACCAGAUAUGGGUUGGCGGCAGAGGUCUUUCUCAAGGCAAAAUCAAAGGAAAGAUCUAUGUGGUUGAUGUUGAAAAGAAGACGGUGGAGAAAGAAUUGGUUGGGCACAUCGAUACGGUGAAAGCUCUGUGCUCUGCAGAGGACAGAUAUGUUCUUAGUGGCUCUGGAAAGGAAGAAGGGAAGAUAGCAAUCUGGAAGGUUGAAUAAAGUUCAGUGUUUCAGUUUUGUUUAAUUCAGUUUUUAAGGCUGGGUACAGAGAGUCCGCUGGCUUCAGUCUUGUGUGUAUCUUGUUCUUCCUUCAAUGUUUUAACUUAUUAGAUCACUUUUCAGGGUAAUUAUUAUUGCUGUUCUAGAAUAGCAGAAGUAAAUUUAUAUCGGGUUAUGAUGACCAUGAAUACACUGAGUAAGAAACUUGAAAACGUACUAGUAAAUCAUUGAAUGAGUCUUUAAUAUCAAAUUGUAGAAAGCACUUGAAGUUUAUUGUUUGCUGCAUUAUAGGAUCGGUGGCACCUUGUUCAGACAGCGUCAUCAGGUUCUGUGUUUCCUGAAAGGCAAACUGUUAGAGUGCAAUUACGGUAAUCUGGCAAAGUCUGUUAAACUUAGAAGGGUGAAUGAUGACUAAUGCCCUUAAGAUUAUAUAGUGUCUUUUAAAUGGGAUAAGUUGGUUGACAGAGACCUGUCUUUUCCUGGCUUACCAAUGUUGACCUCAAGAUUUGUGCCAUGUUGAGUUACCCCACUGAGAAUGAAUGGGGAGGCUUUUGCAAGAAGGGAGCUUCUCGCUGCACUGUAGAGAUCACUAUAGUAAGAUAUAAGCUUCCCCCCCCCCAAAGUGCUGCUGUCAUGAGACUUUUCCACUAGCACUAGUGCAUUGAAGAAAUUUCCCCUUCUGAGGAUUGCGGUUACUUGCUAAUCUGAAGAAUUGCAAAUCAGGUUCUCAAUUCCCUAAAAAUGGAACUGUUGCUUUCUUUGUUUAUACAUUUAACGUACAAUAUAAUUUUCAAAGGUGCUCCCCUUUAUUUGCGAACAUAAGCUAUGCCACUCCUCCUUUUUCAAAUGCUCUUACUUCCCACAGCCUUUCAGAAAGUUUGUAAGUUUCAUUGCCGGGUGCAUAACACAAAAUGCCGACUUCAAGCAACUGGCGCUCUGCUACGUUUCCCUUCAACAGACAUUCACAUCAGGAGUCUUUACUCACAAAUGAGUCAUUCCCCUGCCAUUUUUUUAAAAAAUAUUUAUAGCUGAAUUGUAAAUAAGUAAUUCUGUCCUCCAACUUUUUAACACUAUAAAGUAAUUAUAUAGUGAGCCUGAAGGAAACUUUUGACGGCCUUAACUUUCGUAUUGGGAUAGUGUGUUGAAUAGCAUUGUAAAGACAGAAAUGUUUGCUAUUUUUGUAAACAGUUUAAUAAAAGAUUGAAGUGUUACAAAUUGCUAAUUUCAUAUUCCCUGUGUGUAACAGAAGGAUUUCUAUCUACUAAUAAAACCAUGCCUUUUGGGAGUA